GCUGCCGCGCUCGGCUUCUCUCGCGGUGACGUCACGGUGAUGCAGACCGCGAGGCGUGCGGAAGCGGGUGGGAUGAUGGCGGUGGUGCAGCGGGGCUCCAACAAAUGGCUCUUCACCGGAGAACAGCUCGAAAACACGCCGUCCCGCCGCUGCGGAGUCGAGCCUGACCGCGAGCUCUCAUACCGACAGCAAGCCGCCAACCUAAUUCAGGACAUGGGACAGCGAUUAAACGUAUCCCAGCUUACGAUUAACACGGCAAUUGUCUAUAUGCACCGGUUUUACAUGCUUAAUUCCUUUACGAAAUUCCAUAGAAAUAUCAUUUCUCCCACUACACUCUUUCUGGCCGCUAAGGUGGAGGAACAACCAAGGAAACUUGAACACGUUAUUAAAGUAGCACAUGCUUGCCUGAACCCUCAGGACCCUCCACUGGACACCAAGAGCAAUGUAUACCUCCAGCAGGCUCAAGAGCUGGUGCUGUUGGAGACCAUAGUGCUGCAGACACUCGGGUUUGAGAUAACAAUAGAUCAUCCACACACAGAUGUGGUGAGAUGUUCCCAGCUAGUGCGAGCGAGCAAGGACUUGGCCCAGACCUCCUAUUUCAUGGCUACCAACAGUCUGCACCUGACCACCUUCUGCCUGCAGCACAAACCCACAGUGGUGGCGUGUGUCUGUAUUCAUCUGGCCUGCAAGUGGUCCAAUUGGGAGAUUCCUGUCUCUUCAGAUGGGAAACAUUGGUGGGAAUAUGUCGACCGGUCCGUGACUCUGCAGCUGCUCGAUGACCUGACUCACGAGAUUCUCCAGAUCCUGGAAAAAACACCAAGCAGAUUAAAAAGAAUCCGAAACUGGCGGGCCAAUCAAGCUGCCAAGAAACCAAAACUCGACAACCAGUCUUUAGACGGUUCCUUCCAGACAUCUCUGAGCGAGGACACUUCAUUAAUGGAUAGCAUGUGUGACAUCAGAGGGGGGAUGUAUUCUGAACCAUCCACCUCUUUCCCAUUGGAUGGGGCGUCAAUGUCACUCAACGGCCUGUCGAACCUGCAGAGUUCUGCUUUCAGCUUUUCUGCACCAAUUUCCCAGAGCGCAGACGCAUUUCUCGCGCUCCAGGGGGUGCAGGUGAGCAAACAAGGACAUGCUCCGGCAACUCUCGCCCCUCAGAAACUCACUCUAGAGAAAUACCGUGAAAAACAUGCUGCCGAGUUAGAGCAAAGACGCAGACACGAAGAGGAGGAAAGUGACCAGCAUCGAAAACAAUCCGAACCGUCUACGUCAAUCAGGGUGAAGUAUUCCCAACAGCAGGUACCGGAGCGAUCGUUGAAGAGCGGGUCGCUCAAACGGCGCCACCCUUCCUCGUCUGAGAAUGGUUCUGCUAGUCAAGAAGAGCUGAAAAUGAAGAUCAAGGUUUCAUCCGAAAGUAGCGGCAACAGUAAGAGUCGUCACAGUCCGCGCUCGAGCCGUGAGAAACAUCGCGAACAUUCAUCGCACAAAGCGGUGAGACAUGAUUCGUCGCACUCACACGGUAGUCACCACCACCAUCACCACCAUUCAUCCAAAUCUCACCGAUCUUCCAAGAGCCACUCCUCCUCUGCCUCUGUAUCUGUCAAUCAAACGAUAGGCCACGCCCAGUUUGCGAAGAUUGACAGGAGGCUGGGGGAGGGGCAGAGUUCUGAGUCUAAUGCUGCUUUAAUAAAUAAUGGUCCACACAUGGAUUAUGAAGACACUUUUAAUAUGCUUGAUUCCCUAUUAAAUGCACACAACUUCUAAACUAGCGAAAAAACCUCAACAAAAAAAAAAACGUACGAUUUUCGUUCCUUAGCUAAUUUUAUGCAAGAAUCACUAGUCCGUUACAUGUCAUAGUCUCUCUUUGAU
Messenger RNA from Sinocyclocheilus grahami, 1866 nucleotides. Its product is annotated as cyclin-T2-like. Gene Ontology annotation, molecular function: cyclin-dependent protein serine/threonine kinase regulator activity. The transcript is spliced from 9 exons. Bases 40 to 1761 code for a protein of 573 amino acids. The record is from RefSeq and is a predicted model, not a curated record. Gene Ontology annotation, biological process: regulation of transcription by RNA polymerase II. Lineage: Eukaryota; Metazoa; Chordata; Actinopteri; Cypriniformes; Cyprinidae.